UGAUUGCUCAAGUCUCGUCGUCGCGUGCGCGCGGAUCAGCUGUUGUUUUUGCUCCGUAUGUGUCGGCGAUGCGCCAACAGGUAUCGAUUGUGAGCUUUUCUCCGCGUACCGAUAUUGUGGCUCAUCCUGUCGUCGAUUUUCGAUCGACACGAACGGGCGAUUCUUUAUUCAUGGUCAAGUUGUCCAACUGAUAAUUGCAAGCGUAGAGCGCGUAUAACUUUCAAAUUGCGCGCUAAUUAACGACAGAAGAAUAAAGAUUUUGUGCAAUUUUUUGCCGACAAACCGUGUAAAGUUUUAUCAUCGUUUCUCGUUAUCAGUUUAUGCAGUGACCACAACUUCCGAAGGCAGCACUUUUCACUUGUAAAUUUGCCCGAAUGGCUUCUUUUCCGGUGUGGUGAGAUAAAAUGACGGGCUUUAGCGAAAAGCCAAUCCUUAUUGAUGGCCGUGGCCAUCUACUUGGUCGUUUGGCAGCUAUCAUUGCCAAGACUAUUUUGCAAGGAAACAAAGUUGUUGUUGUAAGAUGUGAGCAACUAAAUAUUUCUGGAAAUUUCUUCAGGAAUAAGCUGAAGUUUAUGUCAUUUCUCCGUAAGAGGUGCAAUGUCAACCCAGCACGUGGUCCAUUCCACUUCCGUGCUCCAAGCAAGAUUUUAUGGAAAACAGUGCGUGGUAUGAUCCCACACAAGACACAGAGAGGUAAGGAUGCUCUGAGGAGACUAAAGACAUAUGAAGGUUGCCCUCCACCAUUCGAUAGGAGAAAACGUGUUGUUGUUCCUGGAGCAAUGAGAAUUAUGUGCCUGAAACCAGGCAGGAAGUAUUGUCAUGUUGGCCGUCUUUCACAUGAAGUUGGAUGGAAAUACAAGUCCGUCGUUCGUACUCUUGAGAACAAGAGGCGUGUUAAGUCCAUCAUGGAAGUCCAGAAGAGGAACAAGCUUAAGAAACUUACCAAGCAGGCUGGUGAAGCAGUUAAGAACCAGACGGCGCCGUACACGGCCAUUAUCAACUCUUUUGGAUACAAUUAAGACCUUUGUUAUAAAGACAAUAAAAAACCUUAAAAUAAAUUAUAAGUCCAAAUUUUUUUUUCAUAAAUUAUU
This is a messenger RNA of Phymastichus coffea, 1091 nucleotides long. RefSeq names its product large ribosomal subunit protein uL13 (gene RpL13A). Gene Ontology annotation, molecular function: mRNA binding; structural constituent of ribosome. Gene Ontology annotation, biological process: translation; negative regulation of translation. Lineage: Eukaryota; Metazoa; Arthropoda; Insecta; Hymenoptera; Eulophidae. Gene Ontology annotation, cellular component: cytosolic large ribosomal subunit; ribosome. Bases 405 to 1019 code for a protein of 204 amino acids. The record is from RefSeq and is a predicted model, not a curated record. The transcript is spliced from 7 exons.